AUGAACAACGUCUUUUUAACGUUAUUCGACGGUUUUCAAACGGAGAAACUACGAUGCGAAACAAGCCCAACAAGAAACUUGCAAACACGACGGCCCUCCACGCCGGCACUACAAAUCUACGUCUGGAGCCCUAAGCUGGGGUACGCUUCGUUGAUAGGAGGAAAAUCAAGGUUACCUAAAACACAGCGGCCGCCUGAACGCUACCCGCCUCUCAAGAUUGGCGAAAGUGAGCCUAAAGGUAAGCACUCAGCCACGCGAGUAACCGAUGGGAGCAUGGGAGUUGGUAAGGAAGGUUACCAAGGAUUCCGAGAUCCACGUGUCAGAAGCAGCGGGACCAAUCUUCGGCCGGCGCACCUCUUGCUGGUCAGUUUCGGUGUCGUCUUUGGUGGUGUUGAGCAGAGCAGAGAAGAACAGGGCAGAGCAGAGCAGAGCAGAGCAGAGCAGAGCAGAGCAGAGCAGAGCAGAGCAGAGCAGAGCAGAUCCAAUCCUCAUCCUCCUUCUCCUAUGGUGCGGUGUCGACUGGCUGGUUGUCCGUAGUUUCCUUGCUGUAGAAAUAGUGUUCCUUUGUUUCAAUGAUGUAAAUUAUUCUUUAUAGAUGUGGUCGCAGUCUUUUCCUCUCCAGCUUUUUUUCCCACUGGGUUUCUUAAGAGGUUUUUACCGGCGCGACCAUCUCCUUUCUUGGUGUUUUUUUCUUUUUAUUUCCAAGAUAAAAAAAAUCUUUUAUAGUACUGGUCUGGCAGUACUUAUGCUUCCA
Molecule: messenger RNA, 754 nt
Organism: Radiomyces spectabilis
Lineage: Eukaryota; Fungi; Mucoromycota; Mucoromycetes; Mucorales; Radiomycetaceae
Exons: 4
Coding region: 1-537 (178 amino acids)
Source: RefSeq, a predicted model, not a curated record